UUUUCUUCUUUGCUCUAAACAAGAACACUCGUCGGCUUUAGCUUUCCUCCUCACUUUGCUGCCGCCACAGAGUUUAAAUCAUGUCAUUGCUGGAAGUAAUCACCAAGGCCUCAACCGAGUCCCAGUCGCUCUAUUCCCCAUCAGAGUACCCAAUUGUUCUCGACCCAGAUUCCAUCUUCCCCAAUUUGAAACCCAAACUCGACGGCCCAUCUCCCAUCUCAUGUCCUGUUCCUCUCAGUAACUGGCAGAUUUCGCAGACUGAUUCAGAGCUCAUUGAGUUGGGUAAGAACUUCACUACCAAGCUUAAGAAGAAGCUCAAGAACCCAGUUAAGUUUGGUAAACCUGAGUUCUUGGAGAUGGUGAAUACAUUUCUUGAGAAGAUUAGGGAGAAAGUUGGAGUUUCGAUUGGGGUUGAUGCUAGUAAGGAUGGGUAUACAUGUGUUUCGGUUGAUAAGGUUGGGGGGUACAUGGGGAAGGAUGUUGCUGGUUUGGUUUUGGAGGGUUGUGUUGUGUUGGAGGUUUGGGAGUUAGUUGGGGCUUUGGUUUCAAAUGGGCUUGUUUUAAAGUCUUGUUAUGAGGAUUUGGUUGCGAAGAUUGUGGCAAUGAGGAGGACAGAGUUGGUUUGUUUGUGUUUGAGGUGUGCAUCUGAUCUUGGAUCGUCGGAGUUGGUGAUGAUUUUGAAGUAUUUUCUUAGUCCGAGUAAGGAUGCUUAUGGUAGCAUUGUGGAGGUGGGGAAGGAAUGGGAGAGCCAAGCAUUGUUGGCCGUGGAGAAGGCCAGUGAUAGGAGUCUGUCGGGGAAGAAACUUAGCAUGGCGAAAGAGGCUGCCGUGUUGCUUAUGGUGGCGUAUGAUGGAUUCUCUUCCGCGGAGCUUUGUCUGCAUUAUUUGUUGGUGUCGAAGAAUGUUGAUGAGGUGAUAAUGUCGUCUGCGGUUAGUAAGUUGAAUGGGAAAGAGAUGCUGAGUUUGCUUCGGUAUUUGGGGAAGUGGCUGAAGAAGUACGAGAGGUUUCCUCAGGCUGGUCCGUGCCACAAGGCAUCAACUACAUUGGGUUUGAAGGCUUGUGAUUGGGUUCCUAAACUUGAAGAUGUUCUGAGAUGCACCGGGGUGGUGCUGGAUGAGAACUACUCUGCAUUGGUGUUGCAUCCAGAGUUUCAUGAAGAGCUGAGGUCUAUUAACAAAGUUGUUGCUUCGUUGACGUUGGAGGCAAGGCUCUGCUGCUCCGUGGCCAAUGUAGCUGAUAAGUUGAAAGCCGAAGUUUAAGGUCGCAAAACUAGAGUCUGUGAUGGUGUUACAUUAACAUUCUUUUCUUGAGUUUCUUAUUGGGCUCCAUCAAUACUGUAGUAUGAGUGUAUGACUGGAAUUUUGUUAUGAAUGGAUUUUUGCUUUUACUAUGAACUUCUACCUGUGUUAAUAUAAUUAUAUGUUGUUUGCGAAGC
Argentina anserina (silverweed cinquefoil) is the source of this 1435-nucleotide messenger RNA. RefSeq lists its product as uncharacterized. The record is from RefSeq and is a predicted model, not a curated record. Bases 81 to 1259 code for a protein of 392 amino acids. The transcript is spliced from 2 exons. NCBI's taxonomy places the organism in Eukaryota, Viridiplantae, Streptophyta, Magnoliopsida, Rosales, Rosaceae.